GUAACACCUCUCCUCUGGUCUUGCUCCGCCCGCCCCGCCCCGCCCGUGCCUGGAUUGGACCUGACGAGAGGAGCUCGCGCCCUGCCCUGUGGUGCCAGUGCCACUCACUAAUCGAGGCGUGCUUUUUUUUUUCCUUUUUAGGGUUCGUCGGCCGGCGCGGCGGCGGGCGCGUGUGCUGGUCCAGAGCUGCAUCGGCGGCUGGCGCGCUCUUCGCUCGGAACAUGGCCGGGAGGCACACCAUCAUUCUCAUGCAACCAUCGCAGAACAGAGCGACAAGAACAUUUAUGGACUUCAAUUCAGUUAACCAUGCACUGGAUGGAAUCUGUGGCCUUUACGAAAGGAAAAUCAGGGAUAUCAACCCUAUGGCCAGGGACUUAACUUAUGAUAUAAAUGACCUGUACAAUUUCAUCGAUGGCCUAACCGACAUAAGUGCACUAGUGUUCGACCGGUCGCUUCAUGCCUUCCUGCCAUACGACCGUCGGUGGAUAAAGCAGGAGAUGUUUCAGCACCUGAAGAGGUUAGCACAGCAGUAAAGCGUGAUCGAUCGCCGUUGGCAGGUGAAUCAGCAAACAAGCGUGAUCGCCGUGGUAUCCUGUUGCGGUUUGUUUCGUGGUGUGAGAUAUCUGGGAUUUGUUUCUUGUAAGAAAAACGCGAGGUUUUGGGUCGCCAGCCUCCUGUCGUAUCCGAUGCAGUAUUCUGGCUUUGAAUGGAAUGGUUUGCCUCUGUCUGUCUGUGUCUAUGACAGUAUCAUACUAUCUUGUGAGCACCUUUGGAAUUCAUGAAUUUUACAGAAUUUUCACAUGA
Molecule: messenger RNA, 804 nt
Organism: Oryza sativa Japonica Group (Japanese rice)
Lineage: Eukaryota; Viridiplantae; Streptophyta; Magnoliopsida; Poales; Poaceae
Product: enhancer of rudimentary homolog
Source: RefSeq, a predicted model, not a curated record